Messenger RNA from Lampris incognitus (smalleye Pacific opah), 1158 nucleotides. RefSeq names its product T-cell-specific surface glycoprotein CD28. Gene Ontology annotation, biological process: T cell receptor signaling pathway; regulation of T cell proliferation. The transcript has 4 exons. Bases 277 to 966 code for a protein of 229 amino acids. The record is from RefSeq and is a predicted model, not a curated record. Gene Ontology annotation, cellular component: external side of plasma membrane. NCBI's taxonomy places the organism in Eukaryota, Metazoa, Chordata, Actinopteri, Lampriformes, Lampridae.
GAAGGCAGAACACGAAGAAGAUGCCUCGCCGGUGAAGGGGAAGGGCAUGUGAAUCUGAAGUGGCUGAUAUGAAAGCGGAUCUUGUUCUGGGGAAUGUGUUCGGCCUCUGACUGACAGACGGUAGGUCUCUCGCGGGCGUAUUAUGCAGCUUUAGGUGAUGCGGCGUAGUGCGAGCGCGGUUUUCUCGCCGGUUUCCACUGCGGACGACUAUCUGGAGUAUUCUUCUGGACCCGUUCACGCAAUAAACCCACAGGGAACCCCGCGCAAGAGGUCAAGAUGAAGGUUUGCUGCGUUUUCACGGCCCUGCUCGGCUUCAGCUUGUGUGCCGCCAUCCAGUCUAUGAGCAACAUGGCCUGCGACAGUGAGCCGGAGAGAGUCUGCGUACAGGUCGGUGGCAACGUGUCCGUGCCCUGUCUAUACCUGCCCAACAAAGAUGUGGACUUCUUUUUUUACAAGGGCAAAGAGGAGAUUGCUGUAUACCGCGCAAACAACGCGUCCAGCUCCCCGGAAAGCGGUGAACACGUCAAACACAUCACGGAGCAUGUGGAGUUUCACACAAGUGAGAAGGACCAGUUGUUCAGUUUUGUCCUCUCUGUAGUGACCGCAGAGGACACCGGACUCUAUAGGUGCAAGAUGAAUGUCAUAUUCCCCCCUCCUCUCUUCGUUGCUGACAAUUCAUCUAGGAUCUUAGUCCUGGUGGAAGGUCACCAGUGCAUAAACAAGGCAACCUGUGGUAGCCUUGUACAAGACAGGAACGACACGGACCACAUCCCCGUUUGGAUUUGGGCACUGGUAGCUUUUCUCGGUACCUAUGGCAUCACGGUCACCAUCAUCGCCAUUGUAAACCGGCACAAGCUGAGGAGGGCAGAGUACAGCCAGAGCGACUACAUGAACACCAAACCCACCGUUCACAAAGGCCACGGGAGGACGAGAGGACUCCAGCAUCCUAUACCACGCCACUUCUGAACCACUAUUUCCCCUGUAGUGCUUACAGGACCGCUUGCAGCCAACCCUGUGGACAUCUGUGGGGAUCUAGGGAUUACCAGACGACAGGGGGAGUCAUUCUCAGAGUUUGGUGCAUUAGUGCAGGCAUCAGUGAAGGGCGUGCAUGCUUUCUUUCCUGUGUUCAUGAAGUCUGAGUUACACAGUUUAUUAGGA